UUUGUUUAUUCCGCAGCAAGGAGGCAGCAUCCGAGUGGGAUGUGAUGCCGGUUCAUUCAUUCCGGCAGCCGGCACCGCAACCAGCGAUCACCGGUACAUGUUAAUUUUCCCCGACGUCAUCCAGGAAUAAGAAAUAAAAGUUGAUAAAAUUGUUGAUUGUUUUCCCACAAUCCGCCCAUACAAACAUUCUCCCUGAAGCGUAUGGCGUCAUCUGACGGCAAACGGUCGAAGCUGUCAGCCUGCGCCUUGCCAGCUGUGACGUUCUGAAGUUUAUGUUUUCUUCCUCUUCCCCAUCACGCACGUCAAAACAGCUGUCAAAGCUUCAUCUUUCCUGUGGUGAGCAAAUUUUUGCAGGUUUUCGUGUGAUUACAAAGGCAGUGUGGAUUUGCCGUCAGCCCAUAAGCGGAACCAUUUCGUGAGCCGAAACUACCCCAAUCCCAACAAUCAUGUCGCUGGUUUCGCACAUUCUGCGCCGUUCCAUCUCGCAAUCAAUCGCCCGCAAUGCCCAGGUCGGUGGCCCGUCUGCUGUGGCCGGCCAUGAAGCCGGUGGCUAUAAGGUGUGGAAGAAGCUGUCGUUCUUCGUGGCCAUGCCAGCCGUCGGUCUGUGCAUGCUGAACGCUUACCUGAAGCACCAGGAGGAGCACGGACACCCGCAGCCGGAGUUCAUCAAGUACGAGCAUCUGCGCAUCCGUAACAAGCGUUUCCCGUGGGGCGAGGGCAACAAGAGCCUGUUCCACAACCCGCACACCAACGCGCUGCCGGACGGCUACGAGCACUAAGAGAGCAGCCGACACGGCACGGACGUUUCCAUCUACGGGUGGUGUGCCCUACCGUCUUAUUUCCAGCUGGCAAAAUAGUGUUGUUUAAAUAAAUUCUGCGACCGAGUACGAUUCGAACCUACAA
Molecule: messenger RNA, 903 nt
Organism: Anopheles stephensi (Asian malaria mosquito)
Lineage: Eukaryota; Metazoa; Arthropoda; Insecta; Diptera; Culicidae
Gene: levy
Product: cytochrome c oxidase subunit 6A, mitochondrial
Exons: 3
Coding region: 447-779 (110 amino acids)
Biological process (GO): mitochondrial electron transport, cytochrome c to oxygen
Cellular component (GO): mitochondrial inner membrane
Molecular function (GO): enzyme regulator activity
Source: RefSeq, a predicted model, not a curated record